Messenger RNA from Athalia rosae (coleseed sawfly), 932 nucleotides. RefSeq names its product cell wall protein DAN4-like. Gene Ontology annotation, cellular component: cytoplasmic vesicle. The record is from RefSeq and is a predicted model, not a curated record. Lineage: Eukaryota; Metazoa; Arthropoda; Insecta; Hymenoptera; Athaliidae. The transcript has 3 exons. Bases 120 to 635 code for a protein of 171 amino acids.
GUUGCCCGCUCGGCUGUAUUCGUCGUCGGUCCUCCGUUCACUUGCGCUUUGACGGGGUAGUCUUUAACCUGCAACUUUAUAUUAUUUAUCAGUAGGGGUUUGUAAAUCUAUAGAACAAAAUGAAAGCUGUACGCGCAACGUGUAUCGUGAUUGCAUUAGCCUUCUUCGUCGGGGUAGUCGAGGUUGUGGAUGCUGAUACCGACAGAAGUGUUGAUGUUCCGCCGGAGCCCGCACCUAAGACAUCCACAGCUAUUGUAAAUGAUUCUACCACAGCCCAGCCUAUUACUACACCUACCACCCAAACUUCAACAGCUUCAGAUCCAACAACAAAACCUACAAUACCAUCAUCAACACCAUCAACAAUACCAACAACAGCAUCUUCAUCGACAACUAAUCCUACAACAACCACUACCUCAAAUACAACUACUCCAGUCACAUCGACAUCAAGUGCUAUUCCACCAGCAAGUACAACAGCUAUACCCCCAACACCGACGCCUUGCCCUUCGGAUCAUCGUCACUUUGAUGGGCCAAGUUUUAUGGGUGGUAUAAUCCUCACUGCUGGUCUGGUGGCAAUCACCUUUAUAUUGUGGAAAUUCUACAAAGCGCGCGCGGAGCGUAACUACCGCACACUUUGAAAAUAUCUGCUAAAUUUAAGAACUUACUCUAUGAUCCUCAGUUAUUAGAACUAAAUACUAUUGAUAAUUAUUUUAGUUAUUAAUAUAAUAUCGUGUAUUUUUUAUAUUAUUAUAGUAAAUACCGGAAGAUUGAAGUGCUCUUAGUACACUGAUGUGCUGUUAUAUGAGAUUGUUUCUCUCCAGUCAGACUAUUAAAUGAGAAUAUUAUAAUAUUGUGUGUGUACAGAGAAAACAAAGGAAUUAAUUUCCUGAUGUAAAGUGUGCCAUGGUUGCUCUAAUACAUUCCAUGGAAAAGGA